AUGUCAUCCAUUCAACCGAUUGCCUAUAAUAGGUUCAAUAACAAAUUCUACAUACUCAAUAACGUUACGACCCAUAAUGCUAAAGCUUUCAUCGAUGAAGAUUCUUACCGUAAGUUCAAAGAUUUCAGAAAAUCGGAUAGAACCGUGAAAGAUCUACAAAGACAAGGUUUUGCUUUGCCGAUAUUCAAAUCUAAGCAUCAUACCGGGUUAUUUUGUGAUUAUUUAUUGGAAAUCAACAGAGCUUAUCCACCAACAUCAGGUGAGUUUUCUGAUGAUAAUUUCGUCAAUUUUUGUAAAGUAAAGGUUGUUCACAGAAGACCUUACAUAAGAUAUGAUUUUGAAAUUCCUGGACAGACAGUUAUUUUAUUUCAUCAUAAAAACUAUCCUUUUGCUGACUUUGAGUUCAAUGGAGUACGAUAUAGGUGGAUUAAGUUAUCACAUACUGAUCUAUUGAACCAUAUGGAUUACAAGUUUAUACUUUAUGAACUUCCUCGUGGGAAACUUACUUUCUUGAGUGAAUCUAAUAGAGGUACCAUUGAUAAUAAUCACCCAUUACUCGGUAAUUUCCUUGGUAGGAAAUGGUUUGGAACUAUAAAAGAUAAAGAGUUGCAACAAUUGACUACAUCCAAGAAAAUUGGUCAAUUUGAUUUGACGGACAGGAACCUUCUCGGUGUCAAAAAGGGACAAUUCGAAAUAAACCUGGAUACUUGUAUAAAAUCAAUCAAAGAUAUUCCUGAUGAUAUAAUGUUAUUCUUAUCGAUGAUUACUUUGUUCAAGUUAGAGCAAGACAUUGCAGACUCCAGAAAUAAAAAACGGAGAAACAGGAAUGCAAUGAACGCAAUGAACAAUAAUUUUAUGUAG
This is a messenger RNA of Yamadazyma jaroonii, 861 nucleotides long. NCBI's taxonomy places the organism in Eukaryota, Fungi, Ascomycota, Pichiomycetes, Serinales, Debaryomycetaceae. The record is from the annotation of a GenBank genome assembly.